This is a messenger RNA of Gaeumannomyces tritici R3-111a-1, 918 nucleotides long. RefSeq lists its product as hypothetical. Gene Ontology annotation, biological process: mitochondrial translation. Gene Ontology annotation, cellular component: mitochondrial large ribosomal subunit; ribosome. The record is from RefSeq and is a predicted model, not a curated record. Bases 232 to 843 code for a protein of 203 amino acids. NCBI's taxonomy places the organism in Eukaryota, Fungi, Ascomycota, Sordariomycetes, Magnaporthales, Magnaporthaceae. The transcript has 2 exons. Gene Ontology annotation, molecular function: structural constituent of ribosome.
AGCGUCCAAUCAACUCUUGGCAGAGGGCUGCUUGAACUUUUCUUGAUAGCGCCCGCUCGACACCACGCCGAGACCCAGGCCCCGACCCGGAGACGCCGAGCAAAACCUCUUGCGGCCCGGAAAGACACUCCGCGCCAGGCCAAUUGCACGAACACGGGCCUAGUUAGAAACUUUGCCAACCCGUUUGGUCCCUUUUCUUCUUGUCAGAAUCUCGACCCCGCUCGGCGCAAAAUGUCGGCAGCAGCAUCAACCUUGAAAGUAGCCACGGGCUACGGCGGCAAGCGGGUCUUUCUACCGAACCACGUCAUCACCUUCAUCACGCCCAAGCCCCUCCAGCCGCCCAACUGGGCCACCUUCAUCGUGCCGCUCAAGUUCAACAAGCUCGACCUCAAGGACUACCUGCGCAACGCGUACGGGGUCGAGGUCGGGAGGAUACGGUCCUUCAUCUCGGGCAAGCCGCUCGUCAAGCACAAGGAGUUUAGCGACGGGCGCGAGUCGGUGCCGGGCCAGACGCGGCGGCCCCGGUCCGAGAAGAAGAUGAUCGUCGAGCUCGCGGUGCCCUUUGUGUUCCCGUCGCCGCCCGAGGACCUGGCGCCGUGGGACAACGACAUCUUCAAGGCGGUCCAGGCCAUGUCCGAGGGCAACUCGGCCGAGGUCAAGGGCCUGCGCGACAACCGGCGCCGCCUCAACGUCGCCAACCGGCCCGUCACCAACAACCGCAUCUCGCUCGCCAAGCAGGCCGAGGCCCUGCGCGCGCGCGGCGAGGCCUGGAGCAACGACUCGCCGCUGGACGACAAGUGGAUCGAGGUCGAGAAGGAUAUCGAGCUGCCACCCGGCCAAUGACAUGUUCUUUACUCGUGACCUUGUGUAUAUUACAUAUUUUGUACGAUGGAUCCGGCCUGGCAUCAUAGCCUCUGU